This is a messenger RNA of Ostertagia ostertagi, 465 nucleotides long. The record is from the annotation of a GenBank genome assembly. Lineage: Eukaryota; Metazoa; Nematoda; Chromadorea; Rhabditida; Trichostrongylidae.
AUGGUGCUUGCCUACGUUCAUUGCUACGUGUUGCUACUAUGGACCCUCUAUCCGGUCUGUCACUCUGCCAUCGACUACGAUACGGUUAAAAGAGCCAAAAAUGGUGCAUGGGUUGCUCUACGCGACGGUGUUGAUGAAGCAGUAAUCAAAGUGGCGAAGAUGAGCGAUGUUGGUGAUUCUUUCGAUAAAGCGGAAGCGUUUUGCAAACAAGAUGACUCCCAUCUGACGUCUGUUCAUUCCGAAAACGAGAUGGAGUUCAUAGGAGAGCUGGUGAUGAGGGUGAUGAAGAUGAGAAGCGGCACAGAUGCCGCAGAUGUGCGUGUACUGACAGGCUUGCGGAGGGAGGAGGGAGCUUUGAAGUGGACCGAUGGAUCUCCAACUGACUUUGUUCGGGAAUCUUAUAAGGAUCUAAAGGCCGGUAAGGACGGCAGUAAAUGUCACUACGUGAGUUUUCUUUUUGUUUGA